Xyrauchen texanus (razorback sucker) is the source of this 1609-nucleotide messenger RNA. RefSeq names its product nuclear receptor subfamily 6, group A, member 1a (gene nr6a1a). Gene Ontology annotation, molecular function: sequence-specific DNA binding; DNA-binding transcription factor activity; zinc ion binding. The transcript is spliced from 9 exons. NCBI's taxonomy places the organism in Eukaryota, Metazoa, Chordata, Actinopteri, Cypriniformes, Catostomidae. Gene Ontology annotation, biological process: regulation of DNA-templated transcription. The record is from RefSeq and is a predicted model, not a curated record. The coding region runs from base 99 to 1448 and encodes 449 amino acids.
GAGAGACAGAGAAGAGCAGAAAGAGUCAUGAGGCCUACAUUGUUCCUGAGAAGGAUAUGUGUAUGAAUGGAUGACAGGGAGACCAGGAGAGACAUGCGAUGGAUUCGUGGGAAGAUGAUCAGGCUGAGCAGCGCUCCUGUCUCAUUUGUGGAGACCGCGCAACAGGACUGCACUAUGGUAUUAUUUCCUGUGAGGGCUGCAAGGGCUUCUUCAAACGCAGCAUCUGCAACAAACGAGUCUACCGAUGCAGCCGUGAUAAAAACUGCGAGAUGUCGCGCAAACAACGCAACCGCUGCCAGUACUGCAGGCUUCUCAAGUGCCUGCAGAUGGGAAUGAACCGCAAAGCAAUCAGAGAGGAUGGCAUGCCAGGCGGACGAAACAAAAGCAUCGGUCCCGUACAGAUUUCCGAUGAGGAAAUUGAAAGGAUUAUGUCCGGACAGGAGUUUAAAGAUGAAGCUAACAUGCCAGAACACACAUGGGGAAACAACGGUGACAGUGACCACAGUUCCCCUGGCAAUGGUGUCUCUGAUGGGAACCAGCCCUCUCCUGUCUCCACACUUUCAUCCAAUCGCUCUGUAGAGCUGAAUGGCUACACGGCUGCUUUGAGGGAACAGUACAUUGGCAAUGCUAUGGCUCAGCAUUUCCAGUUCCUGCCCCAUCUGUUUGGAUACGCCGCCCAGCCACGGAGUCUGUACCCUCAGAGUCAUACCCUCAUCAGCCAGCUGGUGGCAGCAGAGGAGCUGGCCCCUCUUGGCACGCCCAUGCUCAUCGAGGAAGGGUAUCGGGUAACUCAGGUGGAGCUCUUUGCUCUGUUGUGUCGGCUGGCGGAUGAGCUGCUCUUCAGACAGAUCUCCUGGAUCAAGAAGCUUCCUUUUUUCUGUGAGCUGUCCAUUGAGGACUACACACGGCUCCUGAGCUCUACCUGGCAGGAGCUCAUCCUUCUGGCCUGUCUGACGGUCUACAGUGCACAGGUCCUAGGUGAUCUCGCCAACGUUACUGACAAAUACACUCCGUCAGAUGACGAGCUGCAGAGUUUCAGUGAGGAUGGCAUGGAGGUGAUGGAGAAGCUGAUCUAUUUGUUCCGUAAAUUCCAUCAGAUGAAGGUCAGCAAUGAGGAGUAUGCCUGCAUGAAGGCCAUCAACUUCCUCAACCAAGAUAUUCGUGGUCUGACUAAUAUGACCCAGUUGGAGCAGCUGAACAAGCGUUACUGGUACGUUUGUCAGGACUACACGGAGUAUAAGUACCCUCACCAGCCCAAACGCUUUCCAGAGAUCAUGAUGUGUCUGCCAGAAAUACGCUGCAUUGCAGGGAAGCUGGUCAAUAUUCCUUUGGAGCAGCUCCCCCUGCUGUUUAAGGCAGUAUUGCACUCCUGUAAGUCCAGUCUGAACAACUACAGGACAGGCUCCUCCCCCUUUGUGAGUGCAAAGGGUACCGCCCCUGCCAACUAGCCCCGCCCCUUGACAACACCCUCCCCAUCUAUUGCACGGGGGCGGGGUGUUAUUUGGGGUGGGACGCCUGGUGCCUGACUCCUCCUCUCAUGAAUGUGACAAGAAACUACAGUAUUUUAUACAUUUAGUUUAGUUUAGUUUUGAUUUUCUCUCUAUUUAUU